AUGGUUAAGAGGAACUGAGGGAGAGAGAAAGGUGAAUCUUUUAGAGAGAGUGAACAAAGAGUCCUUGUGUGGCCACUCUGGAGACAGGAAAACCAACUCAAAUUAUUUGGUUUUCUGUAAAUUCGUCUGCUUCGUCAAUCUCCAUGUUCUUCUUAUUCUUUCUCUUUUCAAUUAUUUCUCUGUAACUUACUACUCUGAUCUGCAUAUUCCUUCAGUUUCUUUCUCUCUCUAGUCGUCUUCUUCCUAAGUCGGUACGUUAGCAUUUUCUCAAUCCGCUGACUGACUCUUCCUCAGACUGUAUCGCUCUCCUUUUCGCUUCUUCUGUUGCUUGGAAACCUUCAACCCUAUCACCGCUUCCGCCAUGUCGACGAAAUCUAGAUCUAGUUUAUCUGAAACUCCCAACAAGGCGUCGCCUGCAACACAAACUCCGAACAAGACAUCACCUGCAACGCCAAGAGUUAGUAAACUCAGCAAAGGAGUGCCCAAAGCAGAACCUGAGUCCCCAUCACCUUUACAAAAUUCACGCCCUUCUGUUGAACGAUCGCCACGAUCUGUGAAUUCAAAGGUCACUGUCGAGCGCAAAUCACAAAAACUCGGCACCGCGCCUGAGAAGCCACUUCCAAGAGUUGCUAAGGGUUCAGAAUUGCAGACCCAGUUGACUCAAGCUCAGGAUGAUCUAAAGAAAGCAAAGGAACAGCUGAUUCAAGUUGAGAAGGAGAAGGGAAAAGCAAUUGAUGGAUUGAAAGAAGCGCAGAGAGUGGCUGAGGAAGCAAAUGAAAAACUCAAGGAGGCAUUGAUGGCUCAGAAGCGGGCUGAGGAGAACUCUGAGAUUGAGAAAUUUCGAGCUGUUGAACUGGAACAGGCUGGAAUUGAAGCUGUAAAUAAGAAGGAAGAAGAAUGGCAGAAAGAGCUUGAAAGUGUGAGGAACCAGCAUGCUUUAGAUGCUGCUGCUCUUCUCUCUACCACUCAAGAGCUUCAGCGAAUUAAGCAAGAACUUGCCAUGAUUACUGAUGCAAAGAACCAGGCGCUAAGUCAUGCUGAUGAAGCUACUAAAAUUGCUGAGAUUCAAGUGGAGAAAGCUGAAACUCUUUCAGCUGAAUUAGCUCGGGUGAAGUCUUUAUUAAAUUCAAAGCUUGAAACAGAGGCUGGAGAAAAUAAGAUUGUAUUGGAGCUGAAAACUGAGAUAGGAAGUCUCAAACAAGAGCUUGAAAAAGCAAAAGAUUAUGAGGCAAUAUUAACCAAGAAAGAGAUUUAUAUCGAACAACUUAAUGUGGAGCUUGAAGCUGCAAAGUUGGCAGAAUCUUAUGCCCACAGUGUGCUUGAUGAGUGGAAGAAAAGGGUCGAGCAGUUAGAAGCAAAGCUUGAAGAAGCAAAUAAGUUGGAGAGAUCAGCAUCAGAAUCGCUGGAAUCUGUAAUGAAGCAGUUAGAAGGAAACAACGAUUUGUUACAUGAUGCAGAAUCUGAAAUUGCUACACUCAAAGAAAAGGUGGGUUUGUUGGAAAUGACAAUUGGCAGGCAAAAAGGUGAUCUUGAGGAUUCAGAGCAUCGACUUCUCAUGGCUAAGGAAGAAAGUCUUGAAAUGUCCAGGAAGAUUGAGCUUGUGGAAGCUGAACUUGAAACAGUGAAGGAAGAGAAAGCCCAGGCUUUAAAUAACGAAAAGCUUGCUGCUUCUAGUGUGCAGACUUUAUUAGAAGAGAAGAACAAACUUAUCAAUGAAUUGGAGAAUUCUAGAGAAGAAGAAGAAAAGAGUAAGAAGGCAAUGGAAAGCUUAGCUUCUGCAUUACACGAAGUGUCUGCUGAAGCCAGGGAAGCCAAAGAAAAGCUGUUAACUAGCCAAGCUGAUCAUGAAAACUAUGAGACCCAGAUUGAGAAUUUGAAGUUGGUCUUAAAAGCUACUAAUGAAAAGUACGAGUCUAUGUUACAUGACUUGUCUCAAGAAGCCAGAGAAGCUAAAGAAAAGCUGUUGUCCAGCCAAGCUGAUCGUGAAAAAGAUGAGACAGAGAUUGAAGAUUUGAAAGCAGUCUUAAAAGCUACUAAUGAAAAAUAUGAGGCUAUGCUUGAUGAGGCAAGGCAUGAGAUUGAUGCUCUUACACAUCACAUUGAAAAAUCUAAAGACGACUUUGAGGAGUCCAAGGUUGAGUGGGAGCAGAGAGAAGUUCAUUUAGUCAACUGCAUUAAGCAAACUGAAGGACAUAACUCUUCUCUGGAAAGAGAAUUGGGUAACUUGGUUCAAUCACUCAAGGAAAGUCAGGAAGAAGCUUCUGUCAGAAAGGAGGAAGAAGCUCAGCUGAAGGAAAACCUGAAGGAGGUCGAGGCUGAGGUGAUUCACUUGCAGGAAGCUCUUAAGGAAGCAAAGGCUGAGAGCAUGAAAUUGAAGGAGAGUUUAAUGGAUAAAGAGAAUGAGUUGCAGAGUAUUGUCCAAGAAAAUGGGGAACUCCGAACUAGCGAAGCUGCUUCUAUUAAGAAGGUGGAGGAGCUAUCUAAAUUGCUUGAUGAAGCUACAGCCAGAAACAAGACUGAGGAAAAUGGCGAUCUUAGUGACAGCGAGAAAGACUAUGAUUUGCUUCCUAAAGUAGUUGAAUUCUCUGAGGAGAAUGGGCAUGCAGGAGAAGACAUAUCCAAGGUAGAUGUUUCAGCCAAUCGGGAGGGAUUAAGGCAAAACUCGCAGGAAUCAAGUAUUAUCUUGAAUGACAAGUCUGAAAAAACUGAAUCCCCAAAGCAUGAGCAUGCGAAUGGAAAAUCAAAGGAAGAUGAGAAUAAAGAAAAGGAUGAUUCAGUUGAAGAUGAGUUUAAAAUGUGGGAGAGCUGUAAGAUAGAGAAGAAAGAGUUCUCACCAGAGAGAGAGCCAGAGCCUGAGUCCUUUGAAGAAGAAGUUGACUCAAAGAUAGAAGGUGGUGAGGGAUUUGAUCAGAUAAAUGGACCCUCUUCAACAGAGACCAUUGAUAAUGGUGGAAGCUCACCAUCAAAGGGGCAGCAGCUGAAGAAGAAGAAGAAGCCAUUACUAGGCAAGUUUGGAAGCCUGCUGAAGAAAAAGGGUGCUAGCAAUCAGAAAUAGAAAAACAAAAUACUCACUUCUGGCUUCGCCUGUGGCCAACUAUCAGGCAGGUAUAUUGGAUAUUAAUUUGUUUGCACUUGUUUGCCUUCUGAUUUUUACUUCUCGGAAUAGCUUUUAAAGGUUCACGAGGUUUGUAAUAUGGUUGUAGGACCUUUUUUCCUUAGUUACUUUUUUUUUUUUUUUGGAUGUGGUUCUUCAUGUUGGCAGUAAAUUGUAUGUGAUGAUUUUUUCUUAAUUCGUUUCUGGUCUUGUCCCUUGCCAUCCAAUUUAGAUUUGACGAGAGAAGUGGCAAGUUGGAUUGUAUUUUUACUUCAUCUGAUUUCUAAUGAAUGUCUAGAUAGAAGUUCCAUA
Molecule: messenger RNA, 3406 nt
Organism: Prosopis cineraria
Lineage: Eukaryota; Viridiplantae; Streptophyta; Magnoliopsida; Fabales; Fabaceae
Product: WEB family protein At3g02930, chloroplastic-like
Exons: 3
Coding region: 362-3055 (897 amino acids)
Biological process (GO): reciprocal meiotic recombination
Source: RefSeq, a predicted model, not a curated record